AUGGAGCCGGUCUACGCGCUAGGAGUUUCCUGCAUACAAUUAGUACAAUAUUGGUUUGCAGACUAUGGAGAAUAUUUUGAAAUAGUAAAUCACUUCGCGAACCCACACUAUGUUUUGGAAAUACUGUUUCCUCUCAUCUCUAUCUUGGACUCGGUGUUUGCUGCUCAAUUACUCUUGUCUAUGUCCUUUGGAGGCUGGAUGAACGCUGUUCUAAAAUGGUGGUUUCUAGAGGAUCGCCCAUACUGGUGGGUGAGAGAAACAACGUAUUACACCGAAGCUAAUAGGCCACAUCUAUUACAAACGUUACAAAGUUGUGAAACGGGCCCCGGUAGUCCGUCAGGCCAUAGCACCACUGCUGCAUCAGUUCUCGUACUUGUUAUUAUGUGGUUGUCACAUAUAUUUAAUGACAGAAAAUGGAAUGUGUGGUGGUGGAAAUAUGUAGUGUACCCAAUGUUUCCACUUGCACUGAGCUCCGUAAUGUUUGCUCGGUUGUAUGUCGCUACACACUUUCCUCAUCAAUGCAUGCUGGGCGCUCUUUUGGGUCUAUUCCUAGCCCCAGCCCUGUGUAUAUACGUAACUGACCCGUUCAUAUGGAGGUACGGUCCCCAUGCCACAUUACCAGUGAAACAAGCGGUGACAUGGCAUACAAUCAGUGCAAUAAUUACCAUUUUGAUCAGCGUCGUCACUUAUUAUAGCCUAGUGUUGUGCGGUGUGGAUCCACAUUUUACGGUAAAAUUGGCAUUUCGCUGGUGUGAGAAUCCAGACAGUAUCCACGUGUCAACUACUCCUAUGUUUGCUCUUGUACAGUGCACUGCCAAUUUGUUGGGUUGUGCACUCUGUGUUACUCCAGUACUAGCCAAGUACCGUCACAACACUAAAAACAGAUCGCUCAUAAUAUCGAUAAUCGCUACCGCUGUAUCGGUAUACGGCUUCCGAGUUCUAGAAGCGAACAUCCCUAGAGCGAGCACUUUUAAGUUUUAUACGUUAAAUUUUAUUUUAAACGCAGUAAGGCCAGCUGUUCUACUAAGAUUGGUACCGUCACUAGCGAUGUGGCCGUAUUCUAGUAAAAUUAAAGAGAAAGUUAAUUAAACAUAUAAAAUAACUAGUUGUAACCCGUGGAGGAAAAAAAUACCCUAUAGCCUUCAUCGGUAAAUGGGCUAUACG
Molecule: messenger RNA, 1164 nt
Organism: Melitaea cinxia (Glanville fritillary)
Lineage: Eukaryota; Metazoa; Arthropoda; Insecta; Lepidoptera; Nymphalidae
Gene: G6P
Product: glucose-6-phosphatase catalytic subunit 1
Exons: 7
Coding region: 1-1089 (362 amino acids)
Biological process (GO): glucose 6-phosphate metabolic process; gluconeogenesis
Cellular component (GO): membrane
Molecular function (GO): glucose-6-phosphatase activity
Source: RefSeq, a predicted model, not a curated record